AUGGCCGAAACUACAGACAAUGUUCCAGCUAAUGAUCCUCAAGAUACCGACGGCGCUUCAACUAUAGGUGACAGUUCUACCGAUGAUUCCCUGGCUUCUCUACGGUCGAGUAUCCUCGACUAUCGGAGGGAAAAUGGACGCACGUAUCACAGAGUCAGUGAUGGGAAGUACUAUCUUCCUAACGAUGAGACGGAACAAGACCGUUUAGAUUUCGCCAAUCACUUAUGGAUUAUUACAUGGGACGGGAAGCUGUGUAAUUGCCCUAAAGUCAAGGGCGCCAAGCGAGUCCUGGACGUUGGAACCGGGACGGGCAUCUGGGCCCUUGAUUAUGCGGAUGCUCACCCCGAAGCAAGCGUUAUCGGUGUUGAUUUGAGCCCUAUUCAACCCGUCUACGUUCCGCCCAAUUGCCGCUUCGAAAUCGAUGAUCUCGAGAAAGAAUGGACUUGGACAGAGCUAUUCGACUUCAUAUUCAUCAGAUCAAUGGUUGGAAGUUUCAAAAGCUGGCCCGACGCUAUCAAGCAAGCCUACGACAACUUGGAACCAGGAGGGUAUCUUGAGAUCCAAGACAAUGAGUUUCCCAUCUUCUGUGAUGAUGGUUCCAUGCCCGCAGAUUCCCAAGUCUUGAGGUGGACCCAGCUCAUUGUCGAGGCCACGGACAUCGUGGGUAAAUCAAUGGCUGUUGCGCCCACCUUCAAGCAGAUGCUCGAGGAUGCCGGGUUUGAAGAUGUUCAGGGACGCCAAGAGAAAUGGCCCAUUAGCCCAUGGCAGCAGAAGGAUCCGAAACAGAGGGAGUUGGGAAUCUGCUCCCGAGCCGGUACCAUGGAAGGCCUUGAGCCGAUUUGCAUGGCCUUGUUCACGCGCGUGCUUGGCUGGACUCGAGAAGAGGUCUUCGUAUUCUGCGCUGGGGUUAGGGAUGAAUUGAAACAGCAAAAGGUUCACGGCUACUUCAAUGCAUAUGCUGCUUGGGGCCGGAAGCCCGAGAAGAAGGAGGGGGAGGAGGAGGCUAGUUAG
Molecule: messenger RNA, 1011 nt
Organism: Colletotrichum abscissum
Lineage: Eukaryota; Fungi; Ascomycota; Sordariomycetes; Glomerellales; Glomerellaceae
Product: methyltransferase domain-containing protein
Exons: 11
Coding region: 1-1011 (336 amino acids)
Molecular function (GO): methyltransferase activity
Source: RefSeq, a predicted model, not a curated record